This is a messenger RNA of Erigeron canadensis, 1830 nucleotides long. RefSeq names its product pectinesterase 2-like. Bases 43 to 1602 code for a protein of 519 amino acids. Gene Ontology annotation, biological process: cell wall modification. The record is from RefSeq and is a predicted model, not a curated record. The transcript is spliced from 2 exons. Lineage: Eukaryota; Viridiplantae; Streptophyta; Magnoliopsida; Asterales; Asteraceae. Gene Ontology annotation, molecular function: pectinesterase activity; pectinesterase inhibitor activity.
UCUAAACCUCUCUUCUUUUAAUAAUUUGCUUAAUUUGUUACGAUGACAAUUAUUUUUCCAUUUUUAGCAAUCCAAAUUUCUUGCUUAUUUCUUCUUUUCUUUUCGGGGGGGCAUGGCUACGCCAUAUCCGAGAUUAGAUCAUGGUGCAGCCAGACACCUCAUCCGGAACCUUGUGAAUACGUCUUGGCUGGUAAACCAAAUUACGGUCCAGUGAAACAUAAACCCGACUUCAUCAAAGCGUUGUUAAAAGUGACCUUAGAACGCGCCAUAGAAGCUCAAUCAAACACACGAGGUCUUGGUGCAAAAUGCCAUAACCAUUUCGAAAAGACUGCAUGGAACGAUUGUCAACAGCUCUACGAAAACACAAUCGAGAGGAUCAACAUGACAAUUGAUCCUACUAAAAAAUGUGACCAUGUUGAGAUGCAAACCUGGCUCAGCACAGCUCUCACGAAUCUCGAAACUUGCAAAGUUGGAUGCCAAGAGCUACAUGUUGGUGACUCCAUGUCCUUGCCACUAAUGAACAAUAAUGUUUCCUCUUUAAUUAGCAAUACUUUGGCAAUGAACAACGACGGAUCAGGAAAUGCGUCACUUAACUACGAGCCUACUUAUUACAAAGGGUUCCCUAGUUGGAUGAAGCCCGGGGACCGGAAGCUAUUACAAUCUUCAGGCUCCUCUGUAAAGGCAGACGUCGUGGUGGCUCAAGACGGUUCAGGUAAUUAUAAGACUGUUGGAGCUGCCUUAGCUGCCGCGAAAUCUGGUGGAGGCCGAAGGUUUGUAAUAUAUGUGAAGGCAGGCACCUACAAUGAAUAUGUUGAGGUAAAAUCGAGCAACAUAAUGAUGAUCGGAGAUGGUAUUGGCAAAACAAUCAUAACCGGUAGUAAAAGUGUUGGAGGUGGUUCUACCUCUUUUGGGUCUGCUACUAUGGGUGUAAAUGGAGACGGAUUCAUAGGCCGUGGUAUCACUGUUAGAAACACCGCAGGGCCAAAAAACCAACAAGCAGUGGCCCUGCGGUGUGGUUCUGAUCUAUCGGUUUUCUACCAAUGCAGCUUUGAAGGGUACCAAGACACGCUCUAUGUUCUCUCAAACCGACAGUUUUAUAAAGAUUGUGAUAUAGAUGGCACUGUCGAUUUCAUAUUUGGAAAUGCAGCCGUUGUACUGCAAAAUUGUAACAUUCGUGCGCGCGACCCUCCCAACAAGACCAACACGUUGACAGCACAAGGUCGAACCGACCCAAACCAAAACACCGGGAUAUCAAUCCAUAAUUCUCGUAUCACGGCUGCAUCAAGCUUAAACGGCGUUAAGACGUAUCUUGGUAGGCCGUGGAAGCAAUAUUCAAGGACGGUUUUUAUGAAAACGUACAUUGACGGCAUUGUAAACCCCGCGGGUUGGUUGCCAUGGAGUGGUAGUUUCGCACUUGAUACGUUAUAUUAUGGAGAGUAUAUGAACACGGGUCCUGGUUCAUCGACCGCGAAUAGGGUUAAAUGGAAAGGCUGCCAUGCGACCAUGGGUGCCGCGGAGGCAUCAAAGUUCACGGUCGGAAAUUUCAUCGCUGGUGGGUCGUGGUUGCCGUCAACCAAUGUUCCCUUCAAUAAUGGCCUUUAAUAAAUUAAACAUGCAUUCAAUACUGUUAAAUACUAGAUGUUAUACUUUGAAUUAGUUCCAUUACUGGCACAUGCUUAAUUAAAGCUCGAAAUUAAAUAAUUGACGGGUAGGAAAGCUAUUUGCCAUUUAUUUUUUAUAUACUAGCUUGUAUUAUGUUUUACAGUAUUUUCUAAGCAUACAUUCAUUAUACAGAUAUAUAUAUAUAUGAAAAUAAUUUGUACCCUUUAA